This is a messenger RNA of Cimex lectularius (bed bug), 6810 nucleotides long. It is a transcript of the gene kto, whose product is annotated as mediator of RNA polymerase II transcription subunit 12. The record is from RefSeq and is a predicted model, not a curated record. Gene Ontology annotation, molecular function: transcription coactivator activity. The transcript has 41 exons. Gene Ontology annotation, biological process: regulation of transcription by RNA polymerase II. NCBI's taxonomy places the organism in Eukaryota, Metazoa, Arthropoda, Insecta, Hemiptera, Cimicidae. Bases 453 to 6731 code for a protein of 2092 amino acids. Gene Ontology annotation, cellular component: mediator complex.
GUAAACAGAGAAGAAAGAACUGGUAUUGUUCUUGGGUAAGUUGGGUAAGUCCCGAUACCGUUGACAUUUGACAGUCCCAGUAUCGAUACUUAUUCCGCAUCCCUUACUCGGCUACUCGAAAUCGAGUAUCGCGAUGCCUAUGCCUGAUGCCAGUCGAUUACCUCAAGUUGUCGGACACUCGCUUUACAGUUUACUCCAUUCCGUCAAAAAACUUUAGUUUACGCUCAAUUUGAACACUUUGGUGGCAAAUUGAAGCGUCAGCGACUCGCCAUGAAGACGCGAGUAUUUCACCCUGAAGUCGGAAAUCGGAUUCGUGCCGUCCUCUAGAGUUUCUGGAGAGAACUGGAAAUUUCCAGAUGCGCUGUUCUCUCGAAUUCAGCCCCUUGGUGACAAACGCACGAUUUUUAUUGCGAUUUGACGUCUGGCCGUUUUAACAAAGUUCGACGUUGACCAUGAAAAGCUUCUCUUACGAAACCAGGUCUCUGAAAAGACCGAGGCUUGGUCCUCCCGACGUCUAUCCCCAGGAGCCUAAACAAAAAGAGGACGAACUGACAGUCACUAACGUGAAGCUCGGCUUUUCUGCAUAUCAGUUGAGCGAUGAAUUUGGUACUGCAAGGAAUUGCAAUGUUACUGCUUCAAAGAUUGGCGCCUAUUUUAAUGCAAUUAUUGGAAAAAAAGAUGAAAUCAACACUCUGCCAGAUUCUGGCCGGAAGAGGCAACAAAUUAAUCCAAAGGACAAUUUUUGGCCAGCCACAGGCAGGACAAAAGCGGCAGUCGAGGCUUGGUUCAAAGAUUUGUCGGGAAGUAAAGCAUUGCUUUCCCUUUCAAAAAAGGCACCUAAUUUUAACAAGAAAGAGGAUAUCUACCCUCUACUCUGUGAUUUUCAAGUACCCAUGUUGAGAGCGGCUUGGUUCAUAAAACUGAGCUCAGCGUAUACUGUGGCUGUGACUGAGGCGAAGGGAAAGAAGAGGCAACUUCCAGAUCCAACCCAAGAGUGGACCGCUUCGUUGUUAAAAUUCCUUAAAGAGCAACUUAGCAAGUUACAAGAAUUUUAUCAAUCGAGUUCACAAACAACAAUGACUGAAGAACAGAAAUCAUCUCUAAAACUUUGGCACUACACAACUCAAUUAUCACGCUACUUGUACCAGGAAGGCUUGCUGGACAGGCAAGAAAUGCUUCAGUGGAUUUUAGAGCAACUUGAAAAGUACAAAAACUGGCCACCAGCAGAAGAUGGCCCGCUGCGUCUUGUCCUUCCAGUUGUCCUUCAAUACCUCGAGGAAUUUGUUCAAAAUGAACUUCUCGCUAGGAAACUAGCAUAUAUUUGUAUGGGAAGGCUUGCACAACUGUGUAACAAUCAAACCGCAGGUGGCGUCUCGCCAAAUAGUCCAAACCACAAUAUGGUUUGUACUACCCAGAAUAAUACUGUCAGCAACUCGGCUGCUUCUGUCCUAAAGGAAUAUUUAAAUUGCCCUCAUCAUAAAGAUGUUGUUUUGUCUCUAAGUGUAAUUAUUCAGGUCAUUACAUUAGAAUGUCCAACAGCUUUGGUAUGGAAUAGCAUCGGUGAAGGGAAGUCUGCCUCUAUGUUAAACGGUUCUCCUUUAGACAUUCUUUUAUGUUCACCUUCCUUGCUACCAAUGCCACAAAGAAAUUCCAACCAGCAUUUACGUAAUCAGUUGAGAGCCGCUGAAGAGAUGAUAAAACAAAGGAGCCAAGCGGCAGAAAAUAAAUGGUCCUGUGAUAAAUGGCAACAGUCGUGUGCGGGAGUUAAGACUCAAAGAGUACUAACGGCUUUAGACGCACUAGAUAGACAUUCCUUUCACAAAGUGGACACAAACAACUCAUUGGAUACACUCUACCAAAAAAUAUUUCCAAAUCCACCAGAAAAAAACCAAUUUCAAAUAGAAAAAGAAGAACCGAUUGUUAACUUGUUGUGCUGGUGGGCUGUGAGUGGUGUUCGUUACGGUGAACAUAGAGCGAUCGCUGUUGCCAAACUCUUGGAAAGGAGGAACAAUCAAAUUCAACAAGGUCAAGAAACCGAUGUAACAGAUGACAAAGAUUCGGUAAACUCGGCUACACCAGGCCUGCCAGUGUUUCAAUCACUUCUAAUGAAGUAUCUGGACAACGAUGCACCAGUGUUAGAUGACACCAGUAAUUAUCCCACGAAUCGGACAGUUUUUACAAAUUUGGUACAUUUGUUUUCUGAACUUGUGAGGCAUGAUGUUUUCUCGCAUGACGCCUACAUGUGCACAUUAAUUUCAAGAGGAGAUCUUUUGCAAAUAAGUGAACAGAAUGUAACAAAUCCAGGUAGUUCAGCAAGGCCCAGUAGUAAUAAACCUUUAGAAACACCAUCUCAGAUACAUUUAGACAGUGAUCCAACAGCGUUGUUCUAUUUAAAACCUAGCAAAUUACAGGAACAUGGAAGAGCGAUGGAAUGUGAUGAUAGUAAAAUUGAUGACGAUUUGGGCGAGUUAUUGCAAACUAUUACAAAAGAACAACAAAAUUCAAUGGAUGCUCCUGAUUCGCCGAAAGAUGUUAGUGGUUCAUUAGUGUCAGGUGGAAUCAAUCACCUUAAUUCAGAAGUCGAUAACUCUGGACUAAACGGAAAACCUUCAAGGCAUCUCCUUUAUACAACACAUUUUCCUCUGCCACAAGAUGAAAGUUGUUCUCAUGAGUGUAACCAAAGGCAUGUGCUUUUAUACGGUGUUGGACGAGUUCGGGAUGAAGCUCGACAUGUUGUGAAACGGACAGCGAAAGAUAUUUGCAAAUUGUUUUCUAAAAAAUUCAGCAUCGAUGUCGCUGAAGGUGGCAAAGUAAAGAAACAUUCCAGAAAUGAAUUCAACUUUGAAUCUACAACUGCAAGAGUACAGAAUUUAUCUUUUUUUGACCAGCAUGUAGUUACAUGGCAGUGCAGCAUUACUGUUUAUGAGAUGAUAAGCUCAUUUGCUUCGGGAAACUCAAAUUAUCUUCCAGUCCAAGAGCAUGUCGCGUUUUUAUUUGAUCUGAUGGAACUGGCCUUAAAUAUUUAUGGAUUAAUUGAUGUUUGCAUACAGAUUCUCAAAGAAAUUCCCGAAGUUGAAGCUCAGCUGGAUGCAAAAGGAUCGAAUUUAGUCAAAACAUACACAACGGGGCUUGUUUUGUAUAUUGUCGGUGUAUUACGAAGGUAUCACUGCUGUCUUUUAUUAUCUGGAGAACAGACUGUGGCAGUAUUCGAAGGGUUAUGCAGAGUUGUUAAACAUAUUUCAAACCCCGGCGACUGCUCUAGCGCCGAAAGAUGCGUACUUUCACAUCUGUACGAUUUGUAUGCUUCGUGCAAUUUGCUGAAGACCCGGCCCCACAGCGCUGAGCCGUUCAGCAAUGCCUAUCCGAAAAUCCGCGCCGCCCUUUACUCAUCUCUAACCCCGAACCAAUCUGGGAAUCAGACUAUAACACCUUUUCUGGCCGACGUUAUUAAAUCCGUCCGGAAAGGAAUGAAAAUUGAGCCAGCGUGGUACAGACAGCUGAAUGAUAGCUCAAAUAAUCGUUACUCAUUCGUAUGCAAUACAAUAAUGGCUGUUUGUUCAACAAAUGAUGUUGAUAGACUCAACGAUUUGGGACAUCUCAGCGCAGAAUUAACCGCCCAUUGCAACCUGUUGUCAGCAGAGUGGCUAGGCGUUCUAACUGCUCUUUGCUACACUUCUAGUAGCCCUUCUUACACAGAAGUUACAUCCCAUGUUGACAUUCAUGACCUCUCUAUUCACAAUUCACUAGCAUUAUUCACUUCAAUUUUAGUUGCAAGGCACUGUUUCUCUCUUGAAGAUUUUGUAGUCCAUGUUGCUCUUCCAUCCCUUAUGACAGUUUGCAAUGAAGGUAGAGGUGAUGCUGAUUUAGAUGCUGAAGCAGGAGCUAGGUUAACAUGUCAUUUGUUGUUAAGACUUUUUAAAACAAGUGAAGUUCCUCAACCUGCAAUGUAUUCCGUUGGUACAUCGCCGCAUCCUCUACCGGUAAACUCUACUUCGAGUAUUAAGUUAAGCUGCGAUAGGCAUCUUUUAGCAGCUGCACACAACAAUAUCAAAGUUGGCCCUGUGCUAGCAGUACUUAAGGGUAUCCUCGUUGUCGGUGACGCAACAGCUGGCAGAGGCAGCCGUGGGAAAAUAAAGCCUCAUAAAAUGACUCCUCCUAGUGGACAAGGAGAACUCAGCAUUAGUCAUAUCUUAGGAACUUCAGAUUCUUUGGGAGGAGCGCGUGAUGAAUUAUUAUUGGAAUUGGGUGGUGGAAACAAUAUAUCUAGCAAUGGAGGCUUGUCAGAGCUAGCUCAGUUGGUUCUUAAAGAAAUGUGCAGCGAAGAGUGGGUGUUGGAACGUUGUUUGCAACGGCCUGAAGAUCUUUGCACUCAGGAUAUGAUGUUGGACAGUAUGUUAACUGCAAAACAGGCACAGAGACUGCUUCAUAUGAUAUGCUAUCCUGACAAUCCUGUCAGUACAGAUGUGAAUCUAGAUCAAAAAACAAUGAUAACAAACAUUUUGGAGAAUCUUGAGCUCUGGACAUUGAGAGUUUCUUGGCUGGAUAUGCAGUUGAUGUUAAAACAGUAUGCGUCGAAUAAUCAAGAGUUAAACCAGUGGCUUGACAUCGUUGCUAAAGCUGCGAUAAAUUUGUUCAACUUGCCAGUAUCCAAUAAUGUUUUCAAUAUUUACAGAGAAGACAAUUGCAAAGGUAAAAACUCAAUGUGGUUGGUUGCACCUCUUGUAGCGAAAUUACCGUCAACAGUGCAAGGAAGAGUACUGAAAGUAGCAGGGCAAGUGUUGGAGUCAGGAAAUUGGUUUACAAACAGUGCCAAAAACAAGGGAAGUACACCAACAAGGCCAUCUUCAGGUCCGCAUAUGGGGCACCAUCAGCCAUUUUUAGCACUGGUUUUAACUUGUUUAAAAGGGCAAGAUGAUCAGCGGGAAGGAUUGUUAACAUCACUGCAGACACAGUUAACACAAUGUUUGCAAAUAGUUAAAGAAGAUCGCAAUUACAUAUGUGAAAAUCAUAAGAGCCGGACUGCCAUGCAAGACGCUUUGUUAUUAAGAUUUUCCCUAAUUGGCGGGAUGUUUGACACAAUCCAACGCAAUACAACUUUGACUACUGACUGGGCAAUUCUUCUAGUUCAAUUAGUCAUUUAUGGUGUUAUAGAUUUAAAUAACAAUUCGGAGCUCUUUAAUACGGUUUUAGAUAUGCUAGCAACCUUAAUUCACUCAACACUCGUAUCAGAUUCACAGUCAGAGAAAUGCGAGGAAAAUAGAAAACACUAUCAAAAUUUAAUGAAAAAAUUAAAGAAAGAAGUCGGAGAACGAAAUUCCCCUUCCAUACAAUAUGUAAAACAGUUAUUACCACUUCCAAAGAAGCAAACGGAAGUUAUUGCCUGCAGCCCUUCUGGGCUGGUCACCGAUAUGAAAGGAAAUAAGAUUGCAUUCGACUCGAGUGACAAACACGGUCUUCAAGUCAGCGAGAAGCAAAGGAUAAAUCCAUGGGAUAUCCUCGAAGGGCAAAAGAAUUUGGCGCCACUCUCUUGGCCUUGGUUUGGUGCGAUACGUGUUGAAAGGAGACUUUUGCCAUUCGAGGAGACGCAUAGGCUUUUACAGUGCCACACUCACUCGCUUGCCAAGAGUUCUGAUUUUUAUCUUGAGCCACUGCCUCUUCCUCCUGAAGAUAUUGACCCACCAAAGCCUUGUACUUGUGUGUAUUGCGCUCAGAUGAAGGGCGGACCCGGUAUUCACGAGAGCACGCCACCCUCUGUAGACAGCCCGAGAGGUGGAAAGCGCCACAUGGGAAAACAGGCCUUGAGUACAAGAAGGAAAAAACAGACGAACAAACCGGGAACUCCUGUCAUGCAGCAUGUUCAACAAGGUGGCCCGGGACCACAGAAUCAAAUUGGUCAAAUGGUCGGGCCGUAUAAUACGCAAGGGCAAGGUGGCAUAUUCCCUGGUGGGCCUCAACCGUCUCAAUGGGGUGGUGCCCCUCCAUACCAACAGCAGCAUCCACAGCAAGUGUACUAUCCACAACAGGCUAUGCAGCAAGGUGCAGGUAAUCCUGCUGGUCCUGGAAGAGUGAACCAAAGCAAACAAGCGUUGUCAAAUAUGCUUAGAAUGCGAAUACCACCUUCAAGCCAGUACAUAGGGCAAAAUCAACCCCAAAUGCAAAAUUUCCAACCAAUGCCUCGUCAAACUAUGUUCAGGCAACAAAUACAAGGCAUACAAACAGGAAUGCAGGGUAACAAUCAAUCAAAUCAAAUGUUCCCAGCACAACAACAACAAAUAUACCAAAAUAUACAGCAACAAGGAAUAAAUCAAAAUUAUGGUGGUUACGGAGCUGGUGGUAUGGUUACAAACACAGGAAUGUUCCCAGACCAGCCUAUGAUGAGAACUCCCGAGUACCAACAAAGAAUGAGAGGCCCAUACAUGCAGCAGGCUCCCAAUGUCACUAUGUCUUCUAUGGGUGGACCUCUAAGUCAGAACCAGCCAGCACCACCUUACACAAGGCCCGGAGCUCCAAACCAGCAACAACAACAGGCACAACCGACUCCACAGCAUUUUACUCAGCAACAAAUGAAUCAACAACGAAUGAGGCAGCAGCUCAUGGCGAUGCAACAUCAAAAUCAGCAGCAGCAGUCACAAAACCCAACAGCAAUUGUAGCCCAACUGCAAAGACAAAUGCAUUCAGGAAACCAACAACAAAACCAGCAACACAUGUAUCAGCAGCCACCCCCGUAUUAAUCUCAAACAAAUGUUGGGUCCAAAAUGUAUUUGAAAUAUAAACUUGAUAUGCGUAUUUCUCAGUAACGCAUAUUUUUUU